AUGCAACCAGAGUCCAACCAGGCGAUCCAGGAUCCUGUGAACAAAGACCCGUCCCCUAAAUCUCAGUCUCUCGCCCAGCAUGGAAACCCCUUGCCCCCAGCACAUAGCCCCGGCCGUGCCUCUGACCAAGAUGACACUGGCGAAGUGCCGGCCGAAACUGGGCCUCACGACUGUGCAGUCCGGAUAGAGUCUCCUAGCUAUGCGAAAACUGUCGCUACUGAUCGUGUCAGCGAAUAUGAACACGCGUCUAUCGUGUUGCCGAGCAAUAGAGGAGCGUUACCAUUCAAAGCUAUCGCCUUUCGUGCGACUUGUGGUGGUCACCAAUCGUCAAUAUUGGAGAGUCUUCCAAACGAGGUAUUGACCCAUAUUUUAUCUCAUCUACCUCCAGCGGCUCUUUCUUCUAUGUGCCUGGUCAAUCGGCGAUUCCAUGGCCUUGUAACCACCCCUCACGCUUGGAGGACAGCCUUUUCACGCUACUUUCCCGGCCCCGCUGCAAUAGAUACAGGGAGGGGCGCACUGGACCCGGAUGAGCUGGAACACUUAUCUUCAAGGAGACGUGCAUUUUGUCGUCUGACGGCUUUGGCCUCAUGGAGAAAUGAAUACAUUCUCCGAACUCGGUUGUUGCGUUCGUUGGGGCGAGGGAAACCAGCAGAUAACGAGAAACCAGGACCGCACGCCUCUCCCCGAGGAAACCACACAGCAUCCCAGGCUAUCUCAAACUACAACUCACUGUUGCUCUAUCCUGUUUCCAAUAUUGAUGGUGCCUUCGGAUCGGGGUUAGAAAAGAAGGCUGCUCUCUUCGUCCAUGGAGCAAGUGAACAGGGAACCGCCUCUGCAAGUGAACCCGCUAUUGGAAAAUCUGGUCUUGGCGCAUGGGGCAUAUCAGAUCCCCAGACUUUCAACCAUUUUGAGGAUUCCUUCCCUGGAGAGCAACAAUGGGGCCUCGGCUCUGGGGAGAUUGUAGGACUUCCCAAUGUGAUGGAUGUAAGCCAGCAAUAUGGGAUGGUAUACGGCGAAGGCAGACCUCAUGGACGCAUUUACUUUUUAUCUUCCAACGAGAAAAGGGGCAGGUUCUUGAAUUUGGCCGAAAGUCCCGCCCAGCCACAUCUAGGCAUGCCUAAACUUAUUGCAACAAAUACCAGCAUCUGUUCUGUUUGGAUUGCUAAGUCUGCUCAAAUUCUAAGUAUUACCAAGGGGGUAUGCGGCAUUCUAAUGGGAGGUUCGAAUGGCGUUCUCACUGCUUAUGCCAUUGGCCCUCACCAUUCAUACAGCCAGCGGUAUGAACGAGGCGAAAUCACAGCCAGAUGGAUUCUAUCUCCUGGAGUACCAAUCACUUCAAUUUCGGUGGAUGAAAACUUUUCGACGAAACGACAUGCAAGCCGUCGUAUUUGGGCUGUUGUUCUCAAUGCCCUGGGCGAAGUCUUUUAUCUGACGCAAAUCCCAGUGCACGAAAUGGCACCUCCAAAAUCAACAAUGGAACACCUUCACCAAUCAGCAUGGGAGACUGGCAGAUCCGUUCGUUGGGAACUUGUUGAAGAAACAAGACGGGUUACGCAGCCCGACCCGUUCAACACGUCGUCUCUUGAUGGAAACUACAGUCCAAGAUCCUCGAGCCACUCGUCCGGCCUUGCUCAGGCGCAACUGACAGUGGAGGCUGCAGAGAUUGAGAAAUACUUAGAUAAAAACCCACAUCAUUUUAGGAAAGUUUAUAAGGGUUGGGACAUGCGACGAAAAUUAGAAGUUGAUUUUGCCGGCGACGACUACCAAGGUGCUGGCGAAUCUGUCACAUUGGUCACCUGUGGUGUUACACCAGGGCAACGGACAUGCCUAACUCGGUUCACUCGUUUGAAUAACUCGGUACCCCCCGAUAAUGAGCCAUUCUCCCAAGCGCAAUCGAAUACAGCAAUGGCCUCGAUUUUCGGCAGUUCAGGAUCAGUGUCAACUGCUAGCGCCACCCGCCCAUUCGCUUUAGGCGAUUAUAAGUGCUUGCAAACGUCAUGGACAAAAUCAAACCUUGUUAUAGAUUUGCCUAAAGCUGCUUCCAUCACAGUUACUGCCAUGGACAUGUCAACAAUUGCCGUGCUUACCACGUUGGAAGAUCCGCUACUAGGCAUGUGCGGCGGCUCUGAAUCCUCUUUGAUGUCCACACCCAGGUCAGAUUCCAGCGAAGCUUCUCUUCCUGCCCAGGUUCCAGGCAACAGAGGCAGGUUUUUUGCUAUUGGGACCUCUACUGGGACUGUCAUCGUUUGGAAUAUCAGAGCUCCUGUUUCACAGAAUAGUGAGGUCGUUAAUCAUAUCGAUCCAGUUAGAGUCAUUCGCACAGAUUCUCCACAAGUAACUAGUUUGGCAUUGACUUCGCUCUAUUUGGUUCACGGCGGCAACGACGGCUUAGUCCAGGCGUGGGAUCCCCUUGCAUCAUGUUUACAGCCCAUUCGCACACUCAACUCGCGAUUUUCUUCCAGGGCACGUCGUCGUCUCCAGCAAGCAGAAGCAUCCGUGCCAGGGGUUGGUCACAAUUUCUUUGCUGCAGGAGCCAUAUGCCUUGAUCCUGAUCCCACGCGUCUGAGAGGUAUCGUAUCUCUUGGCACUCAGCUACGCUACUGGUGGUAUAGUUCUUCUGCUGCUGAUCACUACAAAAGUACCAAGCGCCGUCUACGUUAUUCUGAGCGUAAAAGUAAUAGAUCCACAGAAACAGAUCGUUACUCUCACACAGGCCGUGGCGCAUUGAAAGAUUACAUUUUCAAUGAGCAGUUAGAAAUCCAAAGAUUGAAACAAGAGCAAGAAAAAGCACAGAAACUUCUGAAUGGAAGGUUUGGUGUUGACAUCCUUGGCCCCGGGGCGAGCGAGGAUGACCUCCUUGCCUAUGCCUGUAUGCUGAGCGAGGAGUCUUAUACCAGUGAUGAAAGAAAACGUCGCGAAAGCGAGAGCAGUGCAGGGGCGAGUUCGUCGGGUGGCACUGUUGCCCCACAAGCCUUCCUGCUUGAACGGGAGGAGCCAUCGUACAAAUCCCAUCUACCGGACCAACCGCUGGACCCAAGCAUUGCUGAAGCCAUCCGUCGUAGCCUCAACGACGAAACCUUGACGUUUGAACGCGAAUUCGAUUGUGUUAUCACCAGGCCUAGGCCAGCUGAAGAGUCAAGUUCCUUAUACAAGUCUAAUAUACCAACUAAUGAACACACUGCUCACCAGGAAGUCGAAGACUUCAAGCUUGCGCUACGAUUGAGUCUCGCGGAAGAUGAAAACAAUUUCUGUACAGAGUCUGAAUCCCAAGGAUGCGGCUCAUUUUCAGAAGAUAGCUUGCAUGACUUUCCAAGCCUAGACAAUACGACGUCAACAGCUCUCUCUAACAGGAAUGAGCGGAAAGGCAGAGGGAAAGGCAAGGGAAAGGGGAGGGCGUAA
Ophidiomyces ophidiicola is the source of this 3399-nucleotide messenger RNA. RefSeq lists its product as uncharacterized. The coding region runs from base 1 to 3399 and encodes 1132 amino acids. Gene Ontology annotation, cellular component: proteasome regulatory particle, base subcomplex; nucleus; cytosol. Lineage: Eukaryota; Fungi; Ascomycota; Eurotiomycetes; Onygenales; Onygenaceae. Gene Ontology annotation, biological process: proteasome-mediated ubiquitin-dependent protein catabolic process. The transcript is spliced from 2 exons. Gene Ontology annotation, molecular function: polyubiquitin modification-dependent protein binding. The record is from RefSeq and is a predicted model, not a curated record.